This is a messenger RNA of Cololabis saira (Pacific saury), 4004 nucleotides long. RefSeq names its product nucleolar and coiled-body phosphoprotein 1 (gene nolc1). Bases 14 to 3250 code for a protein of 1078 amino acids. Gene Ontology annotation, cellular component: nucleolus; nucleoplasm. Lineage: Eukaryota; Metazoa; Chordata; Actinopteri; Beloniformes; Belonidae. The record is from RefSeq and is a predicted model, not a curated record. Gene Ontology annotation, molecular function: protein binding. The transcript is spliced from 13 exons.
AAGCGUGGUGAAAAUGGCGGCGCAAAGCUCGGUGCCGAGUGAUCUCUACAAAUGCGUUUAUUCGUUUCUAUUGGAGAACAAGUUCACGAAGGUCGCUCAACAGUUCCUGAAACAGACUAAAGUGCAAAAUCCACCAGACCAAAAUGAAGAAAGCCUCCUCAACAUCUACAACUUCUGGGUCAAGUCACCUGAGGCCAGGAAACGAAAAGUGUCCUCUCCUGCUAAUGGUCCAUCUGCCAAGAAGGCAAAAACCACUGCUGAAAGCUCCUCCAGUGAAGACUCGAGUGACUCUGAGGACACGAAGGCUCCAGCAAAGGCUCCAGCAAAGGUGCCAGCAAAGACUCCUGUUAAGGGAGCGGGUCCCGUUGCUGCUGCAGGCAGGAAAAAGGACACCAGCUCCAGCAGUGAAGAGUCAGACUCUGAAGACGAACAGCCUGCCAAAGCUCCUGCGCAAAAAACCAGUUCUGGGGCUGUCGCUAAACCCAAAGCAGCCGUUCCUGCCAAGGGUGCAGCUCAGAAGAAGCAGGAGAGCAGCAGCAGUGAAGACAGCAGCUCCGACUCGGAAGAUGAGCAACCAGCCAAGGCUCCAGCCAAAGCUACUCCAGCAAAAGCCGCUCCAGCUAAACCUGCCCCAGUAAAGAAGGCGGCGGCUGCUGAAUCAAGUGAUGAUGACUCGUCAUCGGAGGAUGAUGCUCCACCAAGCAAAAAACCCAAAGCAGGCGUCUACAGUGCAGUCCCACCCCCCGCUUCAGUCAAAGCAGCUCCUGCUGCACCGGCUGCCAGCAAGACUAAGGCUAAGGCCAGCGACUCUUCAGACUCCAGCGACGACAGCAGUGAGGAGGAAGAGAAAGUAGCUGCAAAACCUGCGCCUGUCAAGAAGGCUGUUGCAAAACCCGCCGUGUCGAAACCAAAGAAGCAAGAGUCCAGCUCGGACAGCUCCGAUUCGAGCUCAGAGGAAGACGAGGCGAAGAAGCCCGUAGUCAAAGUAACCCCAGCUAAAGCCGCCCCUGUCAAAUCUGCCCCAGCUAAGGCGAAGCCUGCUCAGGAGGAAUCUUCAGACGAAGACUCGUCGAGUUCAGAGGAGGAAGAGGAAGCUAAGAAGCCUGCAACAAAGGCCACUCCAGCUAAAGCUACUCCAGCUAAAGCUGCUCCAUCUAAACCUGCGGCUGUCACGCCUGCUAAAGAAGACUCCUCGGAUGAAGACUCCAGCUCAGAGGAGGAAGAGGAGACGGCCAAGAAGCCCGCAGCUAAACCUCCACCUGCCAAGACCCCCCCAGCUAAGAAACAGGAGUCUUCAAGCUCAGAGAGCAGCUCUGAAGAUGAAGCCCCAGCAAAGCCCUCCACUAAACCUGCAGCCACGAAGGCAGCUGCUGCUGCUGCUAAAGCCCCAGCUAAAGCUAAAGCAGAGAGCAGCUCUGACUCUGACGACUCGUCCUCCGAAGAAGACGAGCCGGUUAAAGCCAAGCCAGCUUCAAAGCCAGCUACCCCAGCUGCUAAAGCUGCUACCCCUGCUUCUAAGCCCGCUACUCCUGCAGCCAAGCCUGCAGCAGAAAGCAGCUCAGACUCUUCAUCCUCUGAAGAAGACGAGCCGAUUAAAGCCAAGCCAGCUGCUAAAGCUGCUACUCCAACUUCCAAACCAGCUACUCCUAAGGCUGCUGCCAAGCCUGCGGCUAAACCUGCAGCAGAAAGCAGCUCAGACUCUUCCUCCUCUGAAGAAGACGAGCCGGUUAAAGCCAAGCCAGCUGCUAAAGCAGCUACUCCUAAAGCUGCUGCCAAGCCUGUGGCUAAGGCUGCUGCAGAAAGCAGCUCAGACUCUUCCUCCUCUGAAGAAGACGAGCCAGUUAAAGCCAAGCCCGCUGCUAAAGCUGCUACCCCGACUUCCAAACCGGCUACUCCCAAGGCUGCGACUAAACCUGCAGCAGAAAGCAGCUCAGACUCUUCAUCCUCCGAAGAAGACGAGCCAGUUAAAGCCAAGCCCGCAGCUAAAGCAGCUACUCCGACUUCCAAACCGGCUACUCCUAAAGCUGCUGCCAAGCCUGCGGCUAAGGCUGCUGCAGAAAGCAGCUCAGACUCUGACUCUUCCUCUGAAGAAGACGAGCCAGUUAAAGCCAAGCCAACAGCAACCAAAGCAGCUACCCCAGCUUCAAAACCAGCUACUCCUGCAGCUAAGGCUGCAGCUGAGAGCAGCUCAGAUUCCUCUUCCUCCUCAGACGAAGAACCGGCCAAGGCAAAGCCUGCAGUGGCGAAAACGGCCACCCCAUCAUCCAAACCUGCCACUCCUGCAGCUAAAAAGGCUCCGGCAGCAAAAAGCAGCUCAGAAUCUGACUCUUCUUCUGAAGAUGAAGAACCAGCCAAGGCUAAACCAGCAGCGGUUAAAACACCUGCUACGACCCCGAAGGCUGGUACACCUGCUGGAAAGCCCGGAGCAAAGGCAGAAAGCAGCUCUGACUCAGACAGCUCCGACUCUGAGGAAGAGGCAGCCAAACCGGCAGUCAAGAAGCCGCCCAUAGCAGCUGCCAAGAAACCCGCCCCAGUAACUCCAGCGAAAAAGGCAGAAGAGAGCAGCUCCUCCGAUAGUUCAGAUUCUGAGCCAGAAACCCCUGCAGCGAAGCCUGCCGUCACUAACGGCAAAGCGGCAACCCCCAAGACCCCGAAGACCCCGGCCGCAGCGGCAAAGACGCCAGCAAAGCCGGCAGAGUCCUCGUCCAGUGACAGCAGCUCUGAAGAGGAGGAAGAGGCCAGCAAAAGUAGCAGCAAGCCUUCUACACCAGCUGUAAAGGCCAAAACAACUCCAGCAACCAAAACUAAAGAGAGCAGCAGCUCCUCAGACAGUUCAUCAGAUGAAGAGGAAGCACCGCGUAAAGCUGCCACUGCUCCCACCACUCCAACAAAUACCAACGGAAAGGGAGAAGAAGAAUCGUCAUCAGAAAGUGAAGAGGAAGAAGUACAAACCCCCAAAAACAAGAAAGUAAAAACCACACCACAAACUUUCCCGAAAGCUAAUAAGAAGUCCAACGUACCCUUCCGGAGAAUAGUAGAAGAGAGCGUCGCUGUGGAUCCCCGUCUUGCAGACAACUCUUUCGAUGCCAAGCUUGGAGCGAACGGAGACUGGGGCCAGAAAGCCAAUGAUGUGCUCAGGUUCACGAAAGGCAAGUCGUUCCGUCAUGAGAAGACCAAGAAGAAGAGGGGGAGCUACCGCGGCGGGGCCAUUUCCACCACAAUCAACUCUAUCAGGUUUGACAGUGACUGAGGAUCCUCCUCUGUCACUGUAGCUUCGUAUGAUCAGGAGACGGCCGUCUGCUCCCGCAGCCGCCCAUGAACUGUGACAUCAACACCCAGCUGCUGCCGCGUCAGAACAGGAGCUGAACUUCUCAAGUCGGUAGUGGAGAACUUUCAUUUGAUCUCUAGUGUGAGGUAACAGUUUAGUGAAGCUGUGACGUCGCUGUACUGCUUGACAUCCAUGUGACAUUAAUACUUAUGGCCACUAGGUGGCUGCAGGCCACCAGUUAAUGGUACAGCACCAACGUUUGUCCUCUUAAUCUGUGCUUCAUCAUAAAACGAUGAGCAAUAUAUCAUCGUUUCUAUCUACGUAAGAAUAACAGGCCAUCAACCAGUUCUUUGAGUUAAGAUUUUCAAGUUUGUCAGGCUUUUAUUUGUCCAUGUGUAGACUUGUAAGGGGUGUUUGGGCUGAUUCAUGUAACAACACAAGUAAACUCUGAAUGGAAAUUAAUUUUAUACCAUGUAUUUAUCAACUUUUAUUCCAUUUUGACCUCGGAUGUCAUCUGUUUGCAUUUAAGGAUAUUUGCUUUGACGUUACUGUUUCUUUUUAUUGGAUCCCCGUGUUGACCUUCCUUUUCUGUUCAGCAGUAGAGUUUAAGUUGAUAUUCACAACUAGAACUGAGAGCCAUACUUGCUUCCAUUUGUAAUUGACUUUACGACUUGAGAAAUGUACUGUUUUUUUUUUUUUCUUCUUAAAACUGUAAAUAAAAAUUUGAUUGACAUCA